Molecule: messenger RNA, 2688 nt
Organism: Hemibagrus wyckioides
Lineage: Eukaryota; Metazoa; Chordata; Actinopteri; Siluriformes; Bagridae
Gene: oma1
Product: OMA1 zinc metallopeptidase
Exons: 8
Coding region: 495-1964 (489 amino acids)
Biological process (GO): protein quality control for misfolded or incompletely synthesized proteins; mitochondrial protein processing
Cellular component (GO): mitochondrial inner membrane
Molecular function (GO): metalloendopeptidase activity
Source: RefSeq, a predicted model, not a curated record
UAUCCACACGCGCUGUUGAAGAGUGGACCGUUUUGAAUGUAACACUCGACUCUCGACAAGGUUGGUCAGACUCAAUCGUCAAAACAGGCGAGUGAAAUGACACUUUAGUGAAACUAAACUCAGAAUAAAUGUUUUAUAAGUAACACUCCGACUUGACAUGACCGGGAUAAUGUCCAGUGAGUCUGUCAAGUUCGACUAAGCUGGUUGUCCUCUGUUCCUUAGCGAAGUGUGUCCGGCUACAACAACGAAAACUCCACCAACUUAAACCUCCCAUUUAUUUCUAGCGAAAGUUACAAAUAUACAAACUUUCGAAACUAAACCGCACCUAACUUCCUCUAAUAUGGUCACAAAUAAGCGCUGAUGUUUUCUCCGGAACCAAACGACAUGCUGGAUGUGCUGCUGAGUGCAUGGAUGUAGCGCUGCUAUAAUUACUUAAUUAAUGACUUAUCGCACAAGUUUGAUAACUGGGGGCGUGUAGAGUGUUUACAGCAGAAAUGUUUUUAUUUUACAUUCGUUUUUGUCGAACAACUCCUUCUUCACCCACCUUCACCCGAUUGUAUCAGAAACAACCUCUUCAUGGCUGGACCUCGAGAAGUCCAGGGUCCAUCUCGUCUGAUUCACGCUCGACUGCAUCGUUUUGUUCGCGUCGUUCUUCUGUUUGUCACGGCACUAUUUUGCCAAGACUCUUUUCCUCUGCUCCAGUCUGCUCUCCAGUCCCACAUCUUCCUCCUGUCCGCUUCUGUCCUGUGAAGAAGUUUCACACCACAUCUGGACUCCGCGCGCCGCCUGCUCCACUGCUGUGGCUGCUGGUCAAACCUCUGCAGAAGAUCAUAGCCAUCAUCCUGGGCAGAAGUAUCAGGAAAUGGUGGAAAGCUUUGCCAGCCAAUAAGAAGCAGCUCUUGCGUGAGUGGGCGUGGCAGCGGCGAUGGCGUCUGACAGGACUUGGCACGGGGCUCCUGCUCUUCAUGUCGCUCUUCUUUUUUACCUACAUGGAAGAGAGUCCCGUGACUGGAAGAACCCGGUUACUGGUUUUCAGCAAGGAGACCUUUAUUGAACUGACCAAGCAUGCUUCAGAAAUGUGCUUAGAAGAACAUGAGAAGUCGUUGAUCCCCGAUUUUGACCCCAGGCAUCAGGUGGUUACGCAAGUGGUCCAGCACUUGGUCAAUAGAAACCAGGAUAUUGAAGGGAUGAAUUCUGUUCCCUGGACUGUUCACGUGAUCGAGGACUCCACCAUCAACGCUUACGUCAUGCCUAAUGGGAUGAUAUUUGUCUUUACAGGAAUGCUGGAGGCAGUUGGAGACAUCCAUCAGCUGGCUUUUGUCCUGGGGCAUGAGAUGGCCCACGCUCUGAUCGGUCACGCCGCAGAGCAGGCUAGUUUGUCCCAUGUGCUGGAUUUGUUAUCUAUGGUCCUGUUGACAAUGAUUUGGGCGAUCUGUCCUCGAGACAGUCUCGCUUUGUUGGGUCAGUGGACACAAGGCAAACUAGUUGAGCUCUUGUUCAACAGGCCUUACAGUCGGAAACUAGAAGCAGAGGCUGAUCAGGUUGGACUGCAGCUGGCAGCGAAGGCAUGUGUGGAUGUGAGAGCCGGACCUGUGUUUUGGCAGAAGAUGGAGUUAUCCAAUCAAUUACAUGAAGAGUCCUCUAUACCCGAGUGGUUUUCCACCCACCCCUCCCACCGCAGUCGUAUCACACACCUUGACCACCUCGUCCCUGAGGCUUUAGAGCUCCGUGCGAGAUGCGGCUGCCCCGCUCUUUCUGACCCUGAUCCCCGGGUCGCCUUUUCCAAGAUAGCAGGGAUGCUGCUCGAGGACGCGGAGAAAGAAAAAAACAAAGCCAAAGAGUGGAAGGAGAGAGUGCGAGCGGAAGGAACGCAGCAAAGAGUCCAGCCUCAGUUAGGGGCAGUGCUGGCUCUAUCAGCUCAACAGCAGACUCUGCUCAGUAAAGAAGACUUGACUGAACCCUGAGUAAAGAGUUUUAAACGGAAAGAAGAGUCAUUUUACAUGAUAUGCCAUGUAUGAUAGCUACUAUGGCUCUAUUCGAUCAGCGUAAUUGACUAGCGUAAUUGACAUUACGCGAAUAUACAGAUGUUGCCAGCCUCGACAACCAUGCAGGAUUUUUCUCCGUGUGCGUUUUUAUCUGUGAAAAAAUGUGAAGUCUGUAAUGUAUAAUCUGUGAGAUAUAAAUGUGAACAUCUUCUGAACAAGGCAGCGAUAGUAACGAUUGCGAGGGAUUCAUUAACGUUAAUGUUAGAAUUAGCAUAAUAACCCCAUGAAGCUAUAAUUAACUUUUAUGUUUUUAAUUUAGCCAGAAUCAACUUUUUGAUCAUGUUCAGGUGCUAGCGCCGGGCUCUUCAUGGUAGGUAAUGAAUGUAUCCUGAGGACAUGUUAGAGUGUACUGUAAGGGCCUGCUUCCACAAAGGGUCCUGUUUUUGCUUAUUCAUUACAGCAGGUUAUCGCUAUGCAAAGGUAUCGAAAGGUAAUAAUUAAAAAUUUCAUAUGAGAGUAAUUAACAAAUAUGACUGGUCUCUCUCUCUCUCUCUCUCUCGACCAUUUGAUUAUCCACAUGUGGUGCUUUAAGUGUAACUCCAUGUCCUGUGUGUGUGUUUACGCCAUUGUAAAGCCCAAGUCAGAGCCCUUAUGAAUCUCUAAAAGCACUUUUAAAAAUAUAAUAAAAAAUAUAAAAAUAAAA